Podarcis lilfordi (Lilford's wall lizard) is the source of this 12496-nucleotide messenger RNA. The record is from the annotation of a GenBank genome assembly. Lineage: Eukaryota; Metazoa; Chordata; Lepidosauria; Squamata; Lacertidae.
AUGGAAACGUGGGACGCUGCUGCUGCUGCGGCGGUGCGUAGGAGCCAUUGCCGAAUUCCUCUAAUCAGGUACCGUCUGCCUAUCAAGCCCUUGCAGUUCUUGGGGCAAUAGAGUCCCUUCGGAGUUUCAAGACCAGGAAACGAGAGUUUUCAAGUGAGACUCAUCUCUGAGUAAUCAUAAUGCAUUAGAACGGCCUGCAAAUGUGGCGGUCCUAAUGAUUAGAAAUGACACCACAAGUUACUAGGGUAGUGCUGGGAAGUGACUAAGGCUGCAAUCCUAAACACUUUUACUAGGGAGUAAAUCUCACUGGACACAAUGCAGACUUACUUCCAAGUAAACAUGUGCUGCAAAAGCCAUAGUUGGUGCUUCAUAGCCCUAAAUUAUAUUUAAUUAGCAAAGUACCUUGAUGAUGAUCCUCCAGGCUGGGCAGUAGUGUUAUGUAGUGACCUGAUGUUUUGGCGUUUUUGUUUUGGCAGCACUAUGACCAGCAGGAAGAAAGAAUUAGCUUUGCAGGUCAGUAAGUGAGCUUAAUGUUUCAAAUGUGGCAUUUCAUUCUGUUAGAGUUUGGUAUUUCCAGCUUGUUUGGAAGAGAGGGUGGUUCGGGUGCAAUGUUGCAUUGUAUUCUGCCAGUGAAACCUUCCUACAAUGGCACAGAUUUAAAAUAGAAAGCAUAAGUUCUAAAUGGAUUUACCAGUCUCCCAGGGCAACAAGAAGCAGUAAUGCAAUUGCUUUCAUCAUUUGAUGAAUCAGAAAGGAAAUGUAAGAGCCGAUUUAAACGAAUCCCUACAGUGCAUUUUCCAAGAACUAGUCACUGACACAGGGUGUUAUAUUAAUCAGAAUGAGGUAAAAUAAGAACCAAAGACUGAAGGGUGAGCUGUAUGAUAAUUGGAGGAGUCUCAAUUUUUAAAUCUUCAAAUACAAAUUAAAAUACAAAUCAAAUAUUCUAAGAAAGACACUAAACCAGGUUUAGCCCUUCAUUUGUAAGCACAACUUCUCCGUUAACUUUAGAUUCAGGUAGGCAGCAGUUGAAGUAAAUUAAAAAAUUGUCCAGUAGCACCUUAGAGACCAACUAAGUUUGUUCUGGGUAUAAGCUUUUGUGUGCAUGCACACUCCUUCAGAUACACUUUUAACUUUAUCUUCAUUAAGACCUAGGGUAAAAAGGAUGAAUUGUCCUUUCAGAUUGGCUAUGUUGAUUUAGAUGUCUCCAAAGUCAACAACAACAAAAACUAGCAUGGGUAUCAAAACACAGUAUUAGUCCAAAUAUACAUGCAUGUGUGUUUUCCUUUUUAUCCUAGGUUUUAAUGAGGAUCAGGUUGGCCAAGGGAAUGUGCUUGCUUACAUUUGGAAGGGAUGCGAUACCAGUUCUAGGGUUUGUGAGAUGCAAUUAGGAGAGGCACCUGUUGGAAUGGGCCUCCCUCCUCCUUGCUAUUGCCCAUUCGUUUGCCUGCUUCCUCUGGGCCCAAUCUACAAAAUAUCCAGAAGGAGAUCUCAAAGUAAGUGGAAGUUGCUGCACCGUGACCUCUGUUGUCAACUGCUUGCAUGCACAGAGAGAACAGGUGGACGGGUAGGCAGAAAGGAGACGCAGCAUGAGCAGGAAGCUCUGAGUGCCAGCAAUGGGCAGUCCUGCAAGCAUCAGUAUGUGCCCAAUAAUGUCAACCUCUAAUGUUGGCCCUGAGGAGCUGCCUGAGGAAAUAAUAUCACAAGUGAUGUGAUCUGUCCAGCCUGCACAACAAAUGCUUUGUUGGAAAUGCAUGGAUUAAUAUUCUAUGUUUCAUGAAUCUUUUAUCAUAAAGUUGUUAUGAUGCAUAGUUAUUUACAAGUAGUCCCACUGGCAUCAGUGUCCUUCCUUCUCCUAUAGGCUGUGUGAGAAAGUAUCUUAGAUAAUUUGCAAACUUCCAUUUGAAUACAAAUUAUACUGGUAGUAUGCAGCUGGUUGCCAGAAAAAGAAUGAGUUUGCAUCUUGAGCACAGUUAGACAUUACCCUAUAACGAAACAUACUGGUGUAGUUUAGUCAUCUGGUGUCUGGAGACAAGCAUGUAUGAUCUCAGUGGCACUUUGGAUGUAAGAACAUGAAUAUAUGAAUAUUAAUACAUAUCCCAUCUUUCAUUCAUAAAGCAUGGUUAAAGAACCAUAUAGGAAAAGAUGGGAAUGUGUUUGCAAUUCCUUUAUUAUAAAUUGCUCCGUAUGGAAUAUAAUCUCUAUAAAUCCUGCCAUCAAGUGGCCAGAAGAAGAAAUUGAUUAUUAUUUCAAUCCUGUUAACUACUUACAUUAGAGUAGACAUAUUGAUUUCACUGGAACUGCUCCCAUGUGGCUCUAAGUCAGCUACUUAUAGGCUGACCUCAAAGUGCUUUGCCAUAAACAAAGUGCAGCCAUCUGUUAAUUAAACGUUUUGAGGUCUGAGAUGCUGGGCUAUACAACAGAAGCAAGAACAUAUUUACUCUGAAAUGAGUUGCUUGAGAAUUAUUUCCUGGGAUGCCUGCAAUCAUGCAGUGAGAUUCUAUGCAUGUUCCUUUUCAGAGGUAAGUCCCACUCAGUUCAGUGGGGCUUAUUCACAAAUGGGUUUAAACAGUGCUUUUUUCUGGGGGUACACAGGGGUAUGCAUACCCCUAAACAUUUUGUGAAUCAUUGUACUUUUGUCCAUUUACUGUAUUUAUUUCCCCUGAUUUGAACUAUAAAAUGGUGGUUUUCUUGAGUCAAAAUGAGAGUUUAAAUAGAUCUACAGCAUUCGUGUCUUACAAGCAGACUUCCAUUUACCAAAAUGUUAAUAUCCACGUUGGGCUGUGUGUUGGUAGCAUAAUGGUAUCUUAAUAUUAGAUUCAUAGAGUUGGGAAAGACUUCAGAAGUCACCUAACUGCCCUGAACUCCUGGCCUACCUGGUGGCAAGUCAGUAUGUAAAGUCGUCAGUCCAUAUGUCCAAAGUCCAAACCGAAGGCACCAUCCUUCAGAGAUCCUGAAGCAUCCAAGCUGAGGGCCAACAACAUGAGCAGACACAGCCUCCUAGCUCUGCUGCCCCUUUUAUACUUUGCAUGCUGAUUGCAGCAUCUGGGCUUCAGUCAUGUGACCCUCAGCUGUUCCAAGCCUAUUCUAGCUGAGGAAACAGAUACAUCCUUCCAGAGGUAGUGAGCCCCACAUGGCCAAGUUAGGGAGCUGAGCUGUGGGUCCUUGCCUGCCUCAGCCUCCCAGAGUGCUCCACCCACUGCUCCCUAUGCUUCUGAGCCUGCCAUGCUCCUGGAGAAAGGGGCCCCUCUGGCUCUGGGUCCAGCUGUUCUGGUUCCUAUGCACUGACCUCCCAUCCCCUCGCCAUCCUCUGUCACCCUGUGAGUACUUCCUGCACCAACCUCUCUCAUAGCUGUCAACGUUUCCCUUUUUUAAAGGGAAAUUCCCUUAUUCCGAAUAGUAUUCCUCGCAAGAAAAGGGAAAAGUUGACAGCUAUGACCUCUCCUCCGCCAUCCCCUGCUUGCCUGUGUGUCCCAGUCCUAGCCACACCCCUCGUCAGGAUCCUCUUCCUCCUCCCCAUUGUCCUGCCAGUUCCUUACACUAAUCAACCCACAGGUGAAACAGGAAAUCCCAUGUUACAGCAUCCUUGAUAAGUAGUCAUCUAGCUUCUGCUUAGAAACCUACAAUUGAGAGGUCACCACUUCCUAAAGUUUUACUGUGCUAUUGGAUUUUUUCCUAAUAUUUAGCCAAAAUCAUUUGACUUGUAAUUUGAAUGUGUUUGAGUCCUCCUUUCUACAGCAACAGAAAACAAAUGCACAAACAAAUUGCACCAUCUUAUGUGCCAUGUUUGAGCAUCGUGCUGUCUUUUAUUUUCCUCUCUAUAUACAUUUUGCCUAAAGAAAGUAUUUUCAUGAAACUGACUUGUGACUUUGACUUUCUGACACAAAAAUCUUAGUUGCCCCCUUGCUAAUUUACCAAAUCUCCUUUCAGGUAGCUCUUAAAGGCUUUAUUGCUUUAUUGAAAGCUUUCUCAGUUAUAUUUCAUUUACACACAGAUGGUUGUUAAUAAUCAGGAACUUUGGGAAGAAAUGCUGGGUUCCAAAGGUUUGAUUGGUAAGACCUUAGCUGUAAAUAUGGCAUGGCUCUCUGUUGCUGUUCAUAAAUACUAGUACUAGUAUACUGUGGCCUCUGAUCACCAACCCUCCUCCAUUCCCCCAUUAAUCCCCUAGAACUUCUCUUUUCACCUCUUACAGCUACUAAGCUUGUUUUGCACCUUCCCAACCCCAUUUCUGAAGCUUCUUCUUCUACAGUCCCACUUUGCAGCCUUCUUUUCAGCUUACCACUCAUGCGCAGGCCUCCAUUCUCUUGUGCAACCCCCUUGCACACAAUGCUCCCAUGGUAACCUUUUGUAUCUUCUUCCUCCCAUACAUUGCAAGUACUAAGCAUCCUUUUCACCUUCCACCAUCCCCUCCUGUUCUUCAGGUUCUUUCUUGCCCCUGCUUUCAUCUGCAACCCUAUUCCCAUUGCUCCUUCCUUUUUUUGCAGCCCCCAUUUUCACCUUCAGCACUUUCUCUCUCCCUCCUCCUCUUUUCCCGCCAACAACCCCCACUUCUGUUUUUCCUCCUCUCUUAUUUUGCAGUCUCCCCUUUGUCAAUAUAUCUCAUUAUUAUCCCUUUUCUCCCAUUUGCACUGUCCCUUGCAAACAGACCAUCCUCAUUUUUAUGCCUCCUCCUUCCUCCUAAUCUGCAGCCCCCUUUCCAUGCACAGCCCGUGAUGCUUUAUGUUACCAUAUCUUUAAGAUGAGCAGAAUCUAAGAGCAAACCUGUCAGUUAGCUUGACUUCAUUUGAGAAGGUUCAGUUCAAUUAAUGGACGGUUCUGUUUUAAAUCAUUACACAGAAAAUGACAUAUAAUACUAGGAUUUAGAUACAUUAUUGUGAAAGUACUAUGGAAUAUUUCAGGCCUCUGAACCUUCUCAAACACAAAGCAGCUGAAUAAAGUAAGAGGGAAACGUUUGUAUACAGCAAGAAGAGAAGAACUAUGAAAGGAAAAGUGAUUUUAAACAACAGAUGUUUGAGUAGAGCAAGCAGAGGGUGACAGUGGGAGGAAGAUUGUGACUUUAAAAAAUGCCAGAGGUUUGAGUAGAGCAAAUGGGGAGCAACACCAAGAAAAAAGUGGUGGUUUAAAACAAGUUUUCAGUACAGCAAGAAGGGAGUUUGGUAAGGUUCUGUUGUGUUAGCUUCUUGAUGUUAACUUCUGUGUAGUAUUCAUCUCUGUGAUUUCUCCCUUCUCAUACUUAAAAAACCCCAAACACUUCCCUUCUGAAUACUACUUUUUGUUUUCAGUGUCCUUUCCUUCUAGAUCCCAUGCCACAGCCUCUGUUGUUGUGCAACCCUCCUUCUUUCUUGCUGCCCUCCCCAACUCUGACUCCAUGCAAAUCCAGGAUUGUAAUAAGGCAUUACACGUAAUAAGUCAUUACAAUAAGGGCUGCAUGAUGACAGCCUUACAUUUAUUUUUAUAUUGAGAGAUAGAUAUAAAUACUGACAGUGUUUAUAGGGCAGGUUAGAAAAGGAAUGAGUGUUCCUGUUGUUGAUGUACCACCUUUCACCCAAACCUGUUUCUUCCAAAUAUUUUGGACUACAACUCCCAUCACCCCCAGCUAGCAUGACCAGGGAUUAGGGAUACACAAGUAGUGAUAGUUAACUAAUUUCAUUUGCAUGUGCUGAACUAAACUUUGUAGGUUCUGAAAUGCCAUGAUUUGCUAAGUUAGCUUAAUCUCUUUGUAGUGGUAGAUGUUUAUCAAGGCUGGUGUGGACCAUGUAAAGCAGUAGUAAACCUCUUCAGGAAAAUCAGGAAUGAAUUUGGUGAUGACCUCCUUCAUUUUGCUGUGGUAAGAGACAGCUUCAAAUUUAUAUAGUAGGGGUAGCUACCAUGAUGCAUUCCAGACAUUGCCAGACUCCCAACUCCCAUCAGCCCCCAUUAGCAUAGCCAGUGCUCAGGGAUGGUUGGAAAAUCAUAUGGAUGGAUCCGUCGAGAAUAGUUGGCAAAGAUAAAUGCCUAUGUGGCAAGCAGAUAAAACAGGCAAUUCAUCUUGCUUCAGUGAGCUAAAUAAAGCUGCAGUUCUAUACACUAAGGUAGGGAACAGUUUUUCAGUCCUGGGGCUGCAUUUCCUUGUGCCUAAUCUUCCAGGCGUAGCAGGUCCAGCAGUCAGCAGAGCAAGACCACAAUGGGGGGGGGAGCAAAGCUGGCAGUGGAUGGAGAUACUCCACACUCUCCCUCACAAAACACAGCCUCCCCUUCCUGUGAGCUCCUCUCCCCUGCUCUGGCUAAUUAGGAAACAUUGUGGUUAGAGAUCUCAAUAGCACAAGUCUUCAGGCAUUAAUUAUUGCUUGAAGAGGGACCAUGAGUAGAGCAGGGAUAUGGGGAUGCAACUUUAACCCUGCCACUCCGCUCAAGCCCUGAUCUUCCAAGGUUCUCAUUUGGCUGAGGGAGCCUUCCCAAACAGAUAUACAAGGCUCUCUGCUGUAGCUGUUUGCAGAGGCCAGAGAAAUCACAGGGCUAUGGGGGCAGAGCUAAAUGUGCAUCUGAAUAGGUGUUUAUCCAAUCAGGUAUAGGGAACCGAGGGCCCUCCAGAUAUUGUUGGGCUCCAGCUCCUAUCAUUCCUGUCAGUGUGGCAAAUGGUCAGGGAUGAUGUAGAAGAAGAAGAAGAAGAGUUUGGAUUUGAUAUCCCGCCUUUCACUCCCUUUAAGGAGUCUCAAAGCGGCUAACAGUCUCCUUUCUCUUCCUCGCCCACAACAAACACUCUGUGAGGUGAGUGGGGCUGAGAGACUUCAAAGAAGUGUGACUAGCCCAAGGUCACCCAGCAGCUGCAUGUGGAGGAGUGGGGAAGCGAACCCGGUUCCCCAGAUUAUGAGACUACCGCUCUUAACCACUACACCACACUGGCUCUCAUGUGUGUUGCAGUCCAGCAAUAAAUGGGAAGCACCAGGUUCUAGAGCAAUUCUGCUCUAGAUGUUUUUCUGGCCUACCCAAAGGGUGCUUCUGUAGUUGUGAACAUUUGCCCUAUUAUUGUUAUUAUUAUUAUUAUUAUUAUUAUUAUUAUUAUUUUACUUAUUAAAUUUGUAUACAAUACUGCCCUUCUUACACAGAUCUCAGGGCGGUUCACAACAUAAAUGCUCUUAGUAAGUUGUUUGCUUGUUUACUUUUUAUUUAGGCUGAAGUAGAUUCAGUUGAUGCCCUAGAGAAAUAUCGUGGAAAAUGCGAACCUACGUUUCUCUUUUAUGCUGUAAGUUGGUACUUUUGAAACCUGAGAUGUCUUUUAAACCUGUUUGACUUUAAACUUGCUCCACUAUGCUCUGGUGUGUAUUAUGUAUUAAACACGUGUUUUUGCUCGUAUCAGUGAAUUUGAACUUGCUGGCAGCUGGAGAUAUAUGUUGUUGCUGGGAAUCGUAUUUUUAUAUUUCAGAUAUUACUCUAGUUUGUAUUUCCCCUCAUUCUCUAUGCAUACGGUAACCUAAAAUACUUUCCACAGUAGUUGUAAUUUACGUAGCUUAUAUAAAUGUAUAUGCUUCUGACCAUAAGAUUAAACAAGACAGAGAUUAGGAUGCUAUAAAUAUUAAGAAUGUAAUUAGUAGUGUCUGAAUAAAUUAGGCAUCUUAGGGUAAAGGGGGGAAAGCCUUCAAGAGAGAUUAGCACACUUAGCAAUUAUCCACUCCUCCAUUUGUUGGUGCAAAUAGCAACCAGGUUUUCUGCAGUUUGCCAUUCCUUCUGAUUCAUUUCUAAAAAGCGGGGCAAAGCAAAACUGCUCUGAUCCUUGCCUACAAUGCAGAAGUGUGGACGAGCCCGAAACAGGUUGGCCUUGUGGUACUGCUCUGCUAGGUGGCUGCUAUGCACAGGAAACUCUGUCAGAAGAACAUUGCUCAGAGUAUGUAGCUCCUGGGAAGUUGAGGGAACACAUAGGACCUUCAAAACAAUUUGUGGUGUGGCGUGUUCCCCGUUCAAGAUUACAACUACGCUUAUCACUCUGCAGUCGGACAGCAUUCCAUGGCCGAUUGUCACAAUUGGCCCACUCUGCAGGGUUCCCCCCAAAAUAGUUCUUGUACUUCUUCAGACGGUUUCUCGAGUCUCCUUCCUGUGUGGGAGUGUUGUUCCUUUGGUUAUGUAAGCAAUGCCACUCACAACCUAAGCACUGGAAGUGGAAGGGGAUGAUAUGCUUGCUUCCUGUGGAACGGGUCGUACUACAAAUUAAUAGGAUGAGUCAGCUAAAACAUUUGCCCCAAGUAGUGUGGAAGUCAAAUAACUUGACUUUAAUGGAUUGGGGGCAAUAAAUUAUCUCUGGGUAAAUUAUUUUAUGGUGCAAUAAUAUACAUGUCUACUCAGAAGUAAGUCCCACUGAUUUCAAUGAGGCUUACUUCUAGGUAAGUGGGUUUAGGAUUGCAGCCAAAAUCAAUCUUACGAGUUUGCCAACCAGUUAAGGAAUUAAAUUUGCAUACAUUUGCAUGUGCCUAAAAACAUUGUUUCUGAAGGAAGAAGCAUCUCCUCUUUGUUUUUUCGGCAUUGCAGAGAUAAGAUAGUGCUCUUUUAAGAUAGUGCUUGACAUCUUCAGUUUUUGCAAGUGUUUAUAUUAAAAAUAAUUAUUCUUUCUAAUCUGCCUCAUUACUUGGGACCACUUUCUAGCCAGUUAAAACAAGGUUCUGUUUAUUGAUCAAACCAAUGAAAUGGUUCAGCCUUGCAACCCUUGCUAUCUGUGAGGCAUCCCAUGCUUCAAUCCUCUCCUUCCUCUUGUUCUGUGAUUCUGGGUCUUCAACUGACAACAGGAGAGGUUGGAAAUCAGUCCAUGCUUAAAAUCUAAUAUAUUUUUUGCUGUCUUUGUAGCAGCAUAGCAUUUGUUGGCAGGAAAAGAAGACCCAGACUCCACCACUGGUAAUAUUAAUGCUUGUGUUGACGCAAAUUAUGUUUGUAAACUAUAUUGGCAAUUAUUUUAUAUUUUCUGUCAGGGGGGAGAGUUGGUAGCAGUUGUAAGAGGAGCAAAUGCACCAUUGCUACAGAAAACAAUUCAGGAGCAGCUAGAGGCAGAAAAGAAGGUCUUGGAUCAUGGAGCAGAUAGAGUGGUGGUAAUCUAACCUCUUCGAUUUCAUUUAAAUUUAAGUUGUGUCUUUGAUUAGAGUUGUGGGCAGGGGGGUUGUGGGCCAUCUAGUUUAAAGCCCUGCUUAAUGCAAGAAAUCCAGAGCAAAGCAAGUGGCUGUCUGCCCUCUGCUUGAACACCUCUAACAAGGGAGAGACCACCACUCCUCAAGGUUGACUAUUGUUGAACUGUUUGUACUGUUAAGAGGUUUCUCCUAAUGUUUGCUGCCUCUUAGCUGGUCCAUCAGCUGUUGUUAUCAGCUGAUGUUCCUAGGUCCUUGUUUCCAAAUUCUGUGUAGAAUUCAACAGAUAGUGAACCAUGACUGGGACGUAACUCUGCUUCCAUUAUUAUCUCAGUUUUAAUGUUGCCUAGUGUGUGUCUACUUGAAGGGAAAGAAACUGAAUAAAAAAGUGAGAGUAGUCAUGUCCUUCAAAUAGAUACCCAGUUUCCACUUGCUGGAGAAUGGAGAUUCUGAAAGGAGUGACCCUAUGGCCCAAGCCUGGCACUCAAUCCUCUUUCGUCAAGUGUGUGGCCUUUUGGUGUUGAGCAGGGGAAGGGCGAAGGUUUUGAUUCCCUGGCAUAGCUGUCGGCUUUCAGAUUUGAAAAUAAGGGAUCAGCAACCUCAAAAAUAAGGGAUCAGCAGCCUCACCUGUCCCGGGGAGCCUUGAAAAUAAGGGAUCAGCAGCCUCACCUGUCCCAGGGACAGUCUACGGGAUAGCUAACAAUCCAGGAUAGCAGCGGGAAGCUGCAGGAAACGGCACUGAAAUAAGGGAAUUUCCUGCAAAAAAAGGGAAGGUUGACAGCUGUGUUCCCCGGUGGGGUCCAGCACUGGGGCUGUAGUUCCUGAGAGUCCUGGCUCAAGGAUAUUGAGUUCAGAGUUCCAUUUCUUAUGGUCUUGACAUCUGAUGGGAAAGUGUUCUACAGGGACCCCUCCCCCUCUAAGUACAGUGGUACCUCGGGUUAAGAACUUAAUUCAUUCUGGAGGUCCGUUCUUAACCCGAAACUGUUCUUAACCUGAAGCACCACUUUAGCUAAUGGGGCCUCCUGCUGCCGCCGCGUGAUUUCUGUUCUCAUCCUGAAGCAAAGUUCUUAAACUGAGGUACUAUUUCUGGGUUAGCAGAGUCUGUAACCUGAAGCGUCUGUAACCCGAGGUACCACUGCAUGUGUCCAAGUCACUGCUGAUCAUCUGGGAUAGCUCUGUAUGCAUAAAUGUUAUGGGUUUCAGAGGCUGCAGGAAUCUCUGGCACCUGUGGAGAAUGUUAUGCAUCUCUUCCUCUGAGCAUCCUCUACUAACAGUGAGAGCAUGUGCAGCUUCUUCCCUCAGCUCCUUAGUAUUCAUGAAUUCAACAACACAUUCAUUAUCCAUCAGAUUGUAACCAUUUGUUAAUAAAAACCAGCUCCAGAGAUAAAAACCGUAAAAAAAUACUAAUAGAUCACAUAUUGGAAAAAUAGACAAAAAACACCACCAAUGAAACAAAAAAAACCCGUUACUAAAAAUAACUAUUGUCUAUUACAUAACACUAGUCUUCAUUAAAAUGUAGUUUUUCUAAAAUAGUCUGCAACCAACACCCUCGUAUGCUUUGAUACUAGAUCCAGGAUGAAGCGAUUCCUAAAGAAGUGAGUACUGCCAUUGAGGGAGAGGAAGCAGAAGAUGGGGAAGAAGAGGAGGAGGAAGAAGAAGCAGGUAUUUGGCUGUACUCAGUGGCAUAUAGGUAAUACCAUUUAUAUAGUUUAAAAAUUAUCCUUGCACAAGAAGGUAAGCAAUCUCAGAUUGGAUUUUUGCCACUGCUCUACUUUAGAUUUUGUCACUGAUAUUACUCACCCCAGAAGGGGCAUCUUCUGGGUUUAUGUAGAUAAAUGAGGCUUGUGUUGUGGUACAGCUGUGAAUGCUGAGUUGCAGCAAAGUCAAAGGGACUAGGUUCCAUCGCUUAGGAAAUGUCACUUUCUCUCCUCCCAGUAUGCUUGAGAAAACCAUUCUUAUGAUAUAUUUUGGGCUAUCAUAGUACUAGGCUUAGAUGGUUAAAAAAAAACCCCAGAAAAACUGAAAGAGUAUUUAAUUUUACGGUUUUAUACUGAUCCAAAAGGCCGAAGCAAUUUCACAGUGUAAAUAUCAGGCAGAUAUCCCUCCUUUGAUGUUCUUCCAGGGUCUGCUUUCUUCUUAUGCUAAUUUCCUCUCAUGCUUUCUUCCUAGAUUAAUUCACCAAUUGAUGCUUUCUGGAACUGGCUUUCUCACUAUCAUUUGGAGCUGAUGAGUAAUGUUACAGACAAGUUUUCUCUAAUAUAAGUGUAAAAAAUUAAAUGGCUACAUAUUGCCAUAAGCAGCAGCAAUGUGUUUCAGGUUGGAGUAGUCUAUGAAAAGAAUUACAGAUGUUUAGGAAAGCCUGGUUACAAAUCUGACUAUCAGGUUAAUACUAUGCAAGACAGCAUAUAUGAGGAUAUGGACAGUAGGAGAGCUUUGCUGGGCUUAUCUCAUUCAAUAUCAGAUCAAAGGCUUAUUUAACCCUGCAUCCUGUUCCCCAUAUGUGUCUAUGGAAAGCUCAAAAGCUGGGUAAGAGAACAAUAGCUUUCUGCUGCAGUUGUUCCCCUAGAAUGGGCACUCUGAGCUAUGAUGUCUCUGAUCCUACAGGCAAUAUGCAAACAUCAUAAUCUGUAGCCACUGAUAGAUUUAUCUUCCAUCAUGAUGAUCAUGUGUGUCACACAGGUUUGUCAUGUACCUAGUCUGGUGUCCUCAGGUGCGCUGGGCAAUACUAUCCUGUUGUCAUGUACAAUUGUCAGUCUAGUCAGCUUUUGUACAUGGUUACAUCAUCUUGUCCUGUGCCAGAGGCAGCAAAAUGUCUUGGGUCAGGCCUGUCUCUGAUUGAACCCUGGAUUAAAGGCUUUCCAAACAGAACAGAGCUGAUAUAACAGUUCUGCAAACCCUUUGGAUAUAUGUGAAUGAGCAAAACUGUAAACUUGCUGAAGAAACUGUAAACUUUCACAACAGAAAUGUUAUGAUUGAUCUUGCACAGUGUUGGUUUUGUCACUGGAAUCAAUUUUCUAAGCUUAGUAGGGACUGAAAGAUUUAUCAACAUGUGAAUUUACAGUGGCUGUGUUGAAUUCUGAUAUGGUGGCUCAUGCAGUACUUGCCGGAUUGGAAGUGUGACUUUUUGUGAGACUGGGAAACCACUAAACGCACAUUUGCUUCUUGUGGUUAUUACUAUCAGUGACUCAUGCAUUUUCUGGCAUUGCUUUUCUCUUUGAGAAUACUUGUACCUGAUUACUGUUUUAAUAAAGAAAUUCAAGUAAUUACAGAUUUGUUUUUCUUUUCCACAUCCACAAUUUAGGGCUCUGCUAUCUGGCCUUAACAGAAAGUCAUGAGAUGCUUCAUGGCAAAGAAACCAUGAGGAUUCCUUUGUGCAAAGGAGGUCCACCACUAGGCAGGGAGCGGAUGACGCUGUG